This is a messenger RNA of Pectinophora gossypiella (pink bollworm), 3581 nucleotides long. RefSeq lists its product as uncharacterized. Bases 394 to 3270 code for a protein of 958 amino acids. The transcript has a single exon. The record is from RefSeq and is a predicted model, not a curated record. Gene Ontology annotation, biological process: DNA integration. Lineage: Eukaryota; Metazoa; Arthropoda; Insecta; Lepidoptera; Gelechiidae. Gene Ontology annotation, molecular function: nucleic acid binding.
CGAGUUAACUUAUCUGUUCUAAAUACUACUGAAUCAGAGAUCAUCAUUCGAGAUUACCGCGUGAAUCUCACUCCAUAUGAUAAGCAGUCUUCAACACAAAUAUCAUCUCAUGAUAAUUUUAAAGACAUUUACAAUGUCCACGUUUUACAUUCCGAUAGGAAUCAACAAGUCCUCGAUCUUAUACGAGCAGAUCAUCUUAAUAAUGAGGAAUCCAAACGUCUACUUGAAUGUUGUUCUCAGUACACAGAUAUCUUUCAUCUGGAGGGAGAACCAUUAUCUUUCACUAGUGCACUGGAACAUUCAAUCAAUACAAAGGACUCUGCUCCUGUCCAUGUAAAAUCCUAUCGUUUUCCCGAAUGCCAUAAGGAUGAAGUUGAAGGCCAAAUCAAAACAAUGUUAGAACAAAAUAUCAUUCGUCCUUCAAUGUCACCUUGGAGUGCUCCAGUUUGGGUAGUCCCUAAAAAGAAGGACGCGUCAGGGAAACAAAAGUGGAGGAUAGUCAUUGACUAUCGUAAGCUUAAUGACGCAACCGUUACCGAGAUCUAUCCACUUCCGUUAAUAACGGACAUCCUCGAUCAAUUAGGUCACUCCAAGUAUUUUACGACACUUGAUCUCGUCAGCGGCUUCCAUCAAAUAAAACUUAAAAAGGAAGACGCUGAGAAAACCGGCUUCAUCGUCAUCACAAAUGGCACUUCAGGACAUUAUGAAUUCACCCGUAUGCCCUUCGGGCUGAAAAAUGCCCCUUCAACAUUUCAAAGAUUGAUGAACACUGUUCUAACAGGGCUCCAGGGUUUACAUUGUUAUAUUUAUCUCGAUGACUGCAUAAUCUAUUCUCAUGAUCUCGAUUCACACAUUCAAAAACUAAAACUCGUGUUCGACCGACUUCGUCAAUUUAAUCUAAAACUACAGCCAGAUAAAUGCGAAUUCUUACGUCGCGAGGUCGCUUAUCUAGGCCAUAUAAUCACGGAUAAAGGUGUGUCACCUAAUCCCGAUAAAAUCAAGGCAGUCACAGACUUCCCUAUUCCAAGGAAUGCCAAAGACAUUAAAUCUUUUCUUGGCCUCGUUGGUUACUACCGACGAUUUAUCGAAAACUUCUCCAAAAUCACCAAACCCUUAACUUCCCUUCUUAAAAAGGACGCAGAAUUUAAAUGGUCAUACGACCAACAACAAUCUUUCGAUAUUCUAAAAAAUAAACUAACAUCUGCGCCCCUCCUCCAAUAUCCGAAUUUUAACGAACCAUUUAUUCUCACUACCGACGCUUCCAACUACGCUGUCGGAGCCGUGUUAUCGCAAGGCGACAUAGGUAAGGAUAAACCCAUCGCCUAUGCGUCUCGAACACUCAAUAAGGCCGAAGGUAAUUACUCCACAAUAGAAAAAGAACUUCUAGCUAUCCUUUUCGGAGUGAAGACCUUCCGACCUUACUUAUAUGGUCGAAAAUUUAAAAUCGUCACCGAUCAUAGGCCACUUGUAUGGCUUUUUAAUGUCAAGGACCCUGGUUCUAGAUUAAUAAGGUGGCGCCUAAAAUUGGAGGAGUACGACUACGAAAUAAUUUAUAAACAAGGGAAACUUAAUUGUAAUGCAGACGCUUUAUCUCGUUGCCCUGUCAACACUCUAAAUGAUUUUGGAGAUCCCGAUUCAACUCGUAAUCCUUCUAAUUCUAAUUCUAAUUCUACUAAUUCAUCACCUCGCGUGUCCGAUGACCCGAGUCCUUCUAUUUCCGAAACUUAUGAACAGUUUUUACAAAUAAACCGUCAGCCAGACGUAUCUUAUAAUACAAUCAUUGAAGAACACAAUCAAUCUCUACUUAAAGCUAAGUGUAAACUGAUAGCUUAUCCAACGUCAAUUGACUUAGAUGAAUCUGUCCCAUACUGUACAGAAAUCAUCAAUUCCUCCACAAGCGAACCAAAUAUCCGAGACAUCGAUCGUGAACUUAACACUUAUUAUUCCACAAGUAAUGAUAAGCAUGUCUUUACUCAUCUAUUUAUUCGUCUCAAUCACUAUGACGAAAUGUCUUAUAAGGAUAUAUUCAAUGUCUUACGCGAAUACAGAGAUAUGAUCAAAUACUGGUAUUUGGAGGAAAAGGAAUUCGCAAUCUCAGAUUUUUCCGAUCCUUUUAACAAAAUAGUUUACACUAAAAUUUACAACAUUCUAUCUUUCCUAUUCCAUGAUACCGGAAUCAAAGUAAAUAUCUAUCGAAAUUCAAUACUAUAUCCUACUCCUAGUGAAGUCAAAAACAUUUUAAAAGAAAAUCACGAUUCUGUCUCAGCCGGACACCCCGGCGUAUCUCGCAUGUUUGAUCGAAUCAAAUCUCAAUACUGGUGGAAAAACAUGCGCCAAGAUAUUGAUGAUUAUGUAAAAAAUUGUCGCUCGUGUCAAAUAAAUAAGCCUUUGCGCCAAGUGAAUCGUGCGCCGAUGAUAAUAACAUCGACUGCCAUAAGGCCUAACGAAAAGGUCUUCCUAGAUUUAGUCGGUCCUCUCCCUGAAACUCACGAACAUAAGUUCAAAUUUAUUCUUACACUGCAAGACGACCUGACUAAAUAUUCACAGGCUUAUCCAUUGCAAACAUGCUCGGCCGAGGAAACGGCCAGAUUAUUCGUUCGGUAUAUAUCUCACAUAGGUAUUCCCAAAAUGAUAGUCACAGAUCAGGGAACUAACUUUUGCUCUGAUGUAUUUAAGCAAUUAGAAAAGUUGUUCGGUAUAAAGCAUAUAUAUGCAUCUCCUUAUCACCCUCAAACAUGUGGUGCUCUAGAGAGGAGCCACUCGACUCUUAAAGAGUAUUUAAGAUCUUACAUUGGAGAAAACCAGCAUACGUGGAAUCUAUAUUUACCUACCGCUAUGAUUGCGUAUAACACAAACGUCCAUAGCACCACAGGAUUCUCGCCUAUGGAACUUUUGCUGGGUUUUAAACCUUAUAUCCCGAGUAGUAUUGACUCGCUAGAUAAUAAUACAUAUACCGACUACAUCAGAGCCCUUAAUUAUCGCUUAUGUUACAGCCGACAAAAAGCUAAAGAAAACAUUAUAUCUUCAAAAGAACGCUCAAAAAACUAUUAUGAUUCACGUACUAAACCUACAACUUAUAAAAUUGGCGAUAUGGUAUACGUUAAAUGCCAUCACAAACAAAAUAAAGCCUUAUCACCGGUGUGGAAAGGUCCUUUUCAAAUCAUUAAGCUAAAUGGACACCACACCGUUACAUUACUUAUAAAUAGAAAACAUGUACGUCAUCACUAUGACGAAAUAAAACUCGCAGCUGAUCAAACGUUAUCACCGUAACAUAACGCGCGUCUCUAUCUAUUCCAGGGCCGCACCACCGGUUAUUUGUGAAUUCGUUUCACAAAUCCGAGAUAGUCCUGGACUUUUCUUCGACAAACUUCUAGAUGUCAAAUUCACUAACGGCGAAUGGAAUGUCGUUACGUAUUUAGAUAUAAGUCAUAUUAAACCUAAUUUAGAUAAAGCGGAGUUCUUAUUCGAAAGAGUAAAUUUAUUUUGCAAUUCGUUUUCAUCGUCAAAGCUAAAAACAGACUGUACUAACUCUCUGUCUGCUUUACAUAAUCAACAUAUAACUAAUGUCAAUAAAUUUUCUU